AUGUCAUGGCAGCUUCCUCUUUCCCGCGCGUCUUUGCUGACCUUCCUUGCGGGUCUGCUACUUGGCACGUUGUUCAGCUCCCUGCCGCUGCGGAGAUCCGGGAAAUAUGCGCAGCCAAGUGGAGUUGGUGCUGAUCUGGUGUUUGACACGGCCCCCGUGGCGAGUGUGCAAAGCAAGUACCAGAAGAUUGAGGUCUUGAAGUCGGACUUCUUCGGCCACAUCCUGACAAUCGAUGGAGACCUCAUGCUAACGGAGAGGGACGAGUUCAUCUACCAUGAGAUGAUCGUGCACGUCCCAAUGGCGUACGUUCCCACUGCGAGCCGCGCUCUUGUUGUCGGCGGUGGCGAUGGAGGCAGCGCGCGGCAGCUACUGCGGCGCGAGAGCGUGGAGAGCGUGACUGUCGUAGAGCUGGACGAGGAGGUGGUCCGGAUCAGCCGGGAAUUCUUUCCGAGGCUCGCGGAGGCAUUGGCAGAUCCCCGGGUGGAGUUACGCCUGGAGUCUGGUGCGGAUUUCGUGGCGCGGCAGGUUGCGCAGAAGGGAGCCGAUGAGAAGUUCGACAUCGCCAUUGUCGACUCCACUGACUUUGGUGCAUCGGAACCUCUCUUCGAGGAGGCAUUUCACCGCCGCCUCCGACAGCUGCUCGCAAAGGGGGGCGUUCUCGUCAUCAACCUCACGUCCCUGCCCUGGCAGCUGGGUCAGGUCCAAGCGAGCGUUUAUCGCCAGCGACUGCUCUUCAAGUAUGUUCGCGUGUUCCAAAUUUACCAGCCGACCUACACAUCAGGCCACUACUGCUUCGUGAUCUGCUCGGAUGAAAUUGAUGCCCUCGACACAGGCUCCGUGGACUGGCAGAGCUACGAAGAUGAAGAGCUCGAGAUGGGGUACUAUUCUCGGAGGGUGCACGAAGCUGCCUUUGCUCUGCCACAGUAUGCCGUGGCGGCAAUCUCUGAGGCGUUGGAGAAGGCGGUGGAUGACAGGAAGGCCGCUGCUGGAAAGGUCUUGGUAUACACCCUCUCCAACAUGAUCCUCUCUGUGAACUGCCAUGCGUUUCGCUUGGCCCUGCCUUGGCUAACAGCACCCUUGAACCUGAAGAUUGGAGCACUGGAGUUCCUUCCUAUGGUCGAGAUGACGUUCCUUCUUGUUUCCGGACUUGCCUCCGCGAGCAUGGUCUUCGUACGACCAGAGCAGCACCACCAGCUACUCACGGCUUUGCUGCUAUGGGUCAGUAUCUUCUUUUCUCUGUUGCCACUGUGCUGUGAGACGAUAAGCGCGGUGGUGCUCGCCUAUGUGGCCAUGAUCCUUCCGAGACCAUGGAUUUGGCAUGUGGCUGCCUUGCUGGUGGCAAACCUCCACGAGGAUCUGAGCAAGAGCAGCGCGGCACAGAGCUUUGCCCAGGGAGGCUUCGCACUGGGCUCCGUGGUGAUCCUCCUCCGAGACCAGCUGUCGUCUACAGAGUUUGGCCCUGAGGUGACCUGUAUCAUCGGAGCCGUCAGCUUGGCAAUGUCAGCGUUGUUCUUCGUGAGCCAGUGCUUGACGGCAACAAAGCGGCACACUUCCUUCCGUCCUCCUUCUCGCCGUGUGUCCAAAGUGUCCAACAAAUGGCCUUGCAGCUUCACCCUCGCAUGCUGCCUUUUGGCAUUUCUGGCCGCAGCAUUAGGUGGCUGCUCUGGCGACAUGGAUCCGGAGGUCAUGCUUGACUUGAACUUUGACGCGACUGCCGCGUCGGCGUGCAAGGUGACCUUCUACACCUUUCUCGCGCUGAGCCGCAUGGUUCUGGCUCCGAGCAUCCUGUGGUGCUAUGGCUCAAGGCCAAGUUGCGUCAUCCUGGCGGGUUCCGGCCUGGGUCUGCUGUCCUGUAUCCCGGCACUGAUCUGGCCCACGCAUCUCCCGGCGGUCUUGGUACUUGUGGCAGGCCUGGGAACGGGAGUCGGUCCAAUCGAGGCCAUGUGCAUCAGUAUGGUUCAGGAGUACAAGGAGCUGACCAGCAUCGAUAUGGCCAUGCUCUCUGUCUCUCUUACACUGGGGGCCGGUGCCGGUUCCCUGCCCGUUGUGGUGGAGGGUGUCAUUCCGGCUUUUGGUGCCGGAUCUUUUUUCCUCGUGAAGCACGUGAUGUGCUGGCUACUGCUAGUCGUAACGCUGAUCGUCGACCGCUGCUUCCUCCAGAAUGAAGACGAGGCCACAGGCGGUGACGGUUGCACAGACAGUCCUCAAAAGGAGUCCGGGUCCGGGGAGGCUCGCGAGUUGCGGGUUUAG
Molecule: messenger RNA, 2250 nt
Organism: Symbiodinium sp. CCMP2592
Lineage: Eukaryota; Dinophyceae; Suessiales; Symbiodiniaceae
Source: the annotation of a GenBank genome assembly